Pollicipes pollicipes is the source of this 1949-nucleotide messenger RNA. RefSeq names its product serine/arginine repetitive matrix protein 1-like. The transcript is spliced from 2 exons. The annotation marks the transcript as partial. NCBI's taxonomy places the organism in Eukaryota, Metazoa, Arthropoda, Thecostraca, Pollicipedomorpha, Pollicipedidae. The record is from RefSeq and is a predicted model, not a curated record. Gene Ontology annotation, molecular function: DNA binding.
ACGCCCUCGCCUCGACGUAGACCUAAACGCCCUCGACGUAGACCUAAACGCCCUCGACGUAGGCCUAAACUCCCUCGACGUAGACCCAAACGCCCUCGACGUAGGCCCAAACGUCCUCGACGUAAGCCUAAGCGCCCUAGACGUAGACCUAAACGCCCUCGACGUAAACCUAAACGCCCUCGACGUAGGCCCAAACGUCCUCGACGUAAGCCCAAACGCCCUCGACGGAAGCCCAAACGCCCUCGACGUAGGCCCAAACGCCCUCGACGUAAGCCUAAGCGCCCUAGACGUAGGCCUAAACGCCCCCGACGCAGACCUAAACGCCCUAGACGUAGACCUAAACGCCCUCAACGUAAGCCCAAACGCCCUCAACGUAAGCCCAAACGCCCUCGACGGAAGCCCAAACGCCCUCGACGUAAGAGUACAAAACAAAAAGGUCGGAGCGGUAAACGACGAAAUGGGCGCAAGAGCAAAAAACGAAAUCCAUCCAAGCGUCAGCGAAGACUGAAGCAAAAAAGGGGUCGGAGAAAUAGGUCACCACAAACUAAUCGAACAAAACAAAAUAGAAAGGGCAGAACGAAAGGAAAACCGAAGAAGAAGAAGAGCGUACUAGCUAGGGUUGCUCAAAGGAUCAAAAAAUUCUUUGCUGGUCUGGGGCGAUCCCCUUCCAAAAAGACAGCACAGUCAAAAUCCAGCGUUGGCAACGGAAUAAAAAACAAACAGAAGGCGCCACGGCUCGGCAAUAAAAAAGAGGCGAAAGGAAAGCCUAAAACUAGCAUUUUCGGCAGAGUUAAGAAAUUCUUGAAAGGACUGUUUCCAAGUUCUAAGGUUCAGAGGGGUAAAAACAAAGGCGACGGAAAAGGGUCCAAACAUAUUCCAGGUGUAAAUGGCAAAAGAGCAUCAAGUUUUCCGGCAGGCCAAGAUGAAGAGCCGCAAGGAAAUGGCGGAGGAAGUCCGAUCACCUUCAGCUUCGGCUUCGGAGGGAACUCCGGUGGCGAUGACCCAUCCCCGGCGGCGCCUGAACCCAGCUACCCUCCUGCGGCAGAGCCUGAACCUUAUUACCCUCCUGAAGCAGAACCUGAACCUGAUUACCCUCCUGAAACAGAACCUGAACCUGAUUACCCUCCUGAAGCAGAAACAGAACCACAAACAUCGGAACCGGAUCCGACCGAAGAACCGACAUCUGAUGCAGAAGCUGAUCCGGCCGAUGCUGUGGAAACGGAACCCGACACUACUGACGCGGAAGAAACAGAAGCCGCAGAAUCCAUAAAUGCGGAUGGAGACAAACGGAACAAAACUGGCAGCCCAGGACUGACCAGCAUUAGAAAUUGCUCGACGCAUGAAGUCUGCGACAAAAAUAAAACCUGUCAUAAGGCACAGAGGACACCAGAUGGAAACCAGACGACUUCGGCCGAAAAUAACAACACUCGGUGUAAUGAGGCGCGCAAACCACCCGCAGGGCAAACACACGCCCCGCUGAUGGCGCGGCGAGAUCAGACUACGAAAACAUACGGCUCCCACCAAUCGGAUCAGGUGGCCACGUUACGCUCACUGCAGAUAUUGAUCAACAAAUAUUUAAAAGCGCUAGAAGAUGAGCGGUGAGGUCGUUGUGGAGCCUACCGCCAGCAAGACAUUACAGCCCCGAAUGGGACCGUCUUGGUGUGAUGAACGUGAGGCUGCGACGGACUGCGCUGGAUUGAACUAAAUUUGUGUCUGCCUGUUCGGUGGAGUCGAACGUUCACAAAAAUACACACAGAAUUGACAUGUUUAAAAGUUCACCAAUUGUGACACUUGGCAGAUGUCUGCUGCCUGGAAGCCAAGUGAAAUCCGUAAAUAAGAGCGGAACAUUUGAAUUCGGGUCACACGAAUAUUCGACGGAUAUUUGGAUCCGGUGAAUGUUUGAAUAGCAAGGUCCGUAUGCUGGAAACAUUAGACAAGCUACUGAAAAA